AUGUUCGCAGAAGAGGUUUUCAGCCAAAGCAAAGCAAAAAAGAAAAGUAAAAAACGCAAACUGUUUCGAGAAAAUUGCAUUUGCAGAGGGAUAAUAAAGGAAAUAGAAUUUUAUUCGUGUGCUCAACAUGCAUUAAUUCAAAUGACGCUGAAUAUUAGCUUUUUAUUUUGGCUGAACAAACAUCCAGGAGUGUUCAACUUGAACUUUUGUGACGUUAUAAAUUAA
Messenger RNA from Clunio marinus, 225 nucleotides. Lineage: Eukaryota; Metazoa; Arthropoda; Insecta; Diptera; Chironomidae. The record is from the annotation of a GenBank genome assembly.